AUGUCCUCGCCUCCUACUUCUAAGCGAAUCAAAACCACUGUCCCAGCCAACCCUCCACCCACGCAACACGCUUUAAAUCCAGCAGCUGCCCCCUUCCCCGGCCCUAACCAAUUUGACGCUCCUCCGAUGGUACCACCUCCUCAACCCACCGCGGCCACAGCAGUAACCCCCCAGCACCAGCCAGGAAACGUGCCGGUUGCAAACCCCCGGAAAAGACGUGCGUCAUUCCAACAGAACGCGCACAUGUCUGAUAUAGCAUCCCCGCAACUAACUGCCCCUGCUGAAGGUGAAGGGAACUCAACAGGCGCCGCUGCAACUCCAGAUGUAGCAGGCAAGAAGAAAGGUCGAACAAACACCCCGUGGACGGCGGAAGAAGAACAGAGACUCAAAGCAAUGCGAGACUCUGGUAACACCUGGAGCGAAAUAGCCAAGACGUUUCCUGCAAGAACGGAGGGCAGUGUCAAGAAACACUGGUACAAGGAUAUGCACUAUGCCGAAUUUGGCGAAGAAGACUCUAUAGCUCUGAGAGACGCCAUCAAAGAAUACGAGGCGAACAAAUGGAAAGUCAUUGGCCAGAAGAUUGGAAAGCCCGCAAAGGCAUGCGAACAGUACGCGAAGGAUCACUUCAGAAAUUUGUAA
Molecule: messenger RNA, 639 nt
Organism: Ophidiomyces ophidiicola
Lineage: Eukaryota; Fungi; Ascomycota; Eurotiomycetes; Onygenales; Onygenaceae
Exons: 6
Coding region: 1-639 (212 amino acids)
Biological process (GO): mitotic cell cycle; positive regulation of transcription by RNA polymerase II
Cellular component (GO): nucleus
Molecular function (GO): DNA-binding transcription factor activity, RNA polymerase II-specific; RNA polymerase II cis-regulatory region sequence-specific DNA binding
Source: RefSeq, a predicted model, not a curated record